AUGGCGUCAGUUUCAGCAGACCUCUUCAUUGGCAAAUUUGUAGCAAUUCUCGACAGUGAAGCAGCCUCCAUAGCUGGUGUUGGUGAUCAAGUUGAUGAGAUUAAGCGGGAGCUGGAAUUCAUGAAAGCCUUCUUAGCGGAUGCUGACGGGCGCAACAAAGCACACACACAAGUAGAGGAGGUGUGGAUGAGAAGCGUUCGAGACUUGGCCAAUGAUGUGGAAAACAUCAUUGAUGAAUUCAUGUAUCACGUGUACGAGCAGCAAAUUGGAGGUCGAUUUGCCAGGUGGAUCCACAAAACCAUUCACUUUCCAAAGCACCUUUGGUAUAAGCGUAAAAUAGCCAACAAGUUAGAGAAAAUGGCUAUGGCAAUUAGAGCUAUUACAGAGAGAAAUCAGAGAUAUGGUGGUGGUGCUGCUGUAGAAGGAAAAAGUACUUCUUCUGAGGAUAUUCGCAGAUGGGUGCAGAAUCAAGCGGAGUCUUCUCUUUAUCAUAAGGAGGAUGAACUCGUCGGGAUUGAAGGUGAUAAGAACUUGUUAAUGGGAUGGCUGAUGAACAAAGAGCAACGCCAAACUGUUGUGUCUGUGGUCGGGAUGGGAGGAUCGGGGAAGACAACUCUAGUUGCAAGGACCUUCAAAGAUGAAAUUGUAAAGAGGCAUUUCGAAUGCUAUGCGUGGAUUACUGUUUCCCAGUCUUAUGUGAUUGAAGACUUACUUAGAAGAUUGAUCAAAGAAUUCCACAAAGAAAAGAAGGAAGAGGUCCCUGCAGAAAUGAAUGCCAUGAGUUAUAACGAAUUGUUGGAGAUGUUGGUGAACUACUUGGAGACUAAAAGGUACCUAGUUGUAUUGGAUGACGUGUGGGAUGUCCACCUUUGGGAGAAAAUAAGGUUUUCAUUUCCAGAUAAACAACUUGGAAGUCGAGUCAUGCUUACAACUCGAAGAGAAGACAUAGCAUCCUCUUCUUUCGGAGUUGAAAGCCAUGUUCACAAGAUUCAACCGUUGGAAAGGGGUGAUGCGUGGGAUCUCUUCAGCAUGAAAGCAUUCUCAAGUUAUCAGAACAAAUCUUGUUCACCUGAACUUCUGCCUUUAGCUCGGGAACUUGUGGAAAAGUGUGAAGGCCUACCACUCGCGAUCGUAGCCUUAAGUGGUCUCAUGUCUUCUAAGAAGUCACUUACAGAGUGGAGCACAGUCUACAACAGCUUAAGUUGGCAUCUAACAAACAAUUCUUUGUUAGAACCUAUGAAGAACAUCUUGUUGUUUAGUUUUAAUGAUUUGCCAUACCGAUUGAAGCAAUGCUUUCUAUAUUGUUCCCUUUUCCCUGAAGAUCAUGUGAUCAUAAAUUUAAGGCUCAUUAGAUUGUGGAUCGCUGAAGGAUUUGUUGAACAUGUCGAAGGGCUCACGCCAGAAGAAGUUGCAAAGAGCUAUCUUAUGGAACUCAUUUUUCGUAACAUGCUACAGGAAAGGUUUGUAGGAUCCAACCCAGCAUGUACGAUGCAUGAUCUUUUGCGGGAGAUUGCUCUGUCUAUAGCAAAAGAAGAAAAGUUUUGCGCUGUACAUGAUGGGAGUGAAACAGUAGAAGAAACUGGGGCACUCCGUUUGUCAAUUCAAACAACUAAGGGAGAAAUUGGAUCAUGCACAGGUAUAUCACGGCUUCGUUCGUUUCUCGUCUUUGCCACUGGCGUAUCCCCGUUCUCUUUCUCAAAUAAAUUACCUUUUGACCUUAAAUUGUUGAAGGUUCUAGAUUUGGAGGAUGUCCCACUUGAUCAUCUGCCAGACAAUCUAACGUCCUUAUUUAAUUUAAAAUCUUUAAAUUUGAGGGGAACUCCAAUUACUGAGCUUCCAGAAUCCAUUGGACAGCUCCGCAACCUUCAGACCUUGGACAUCAUGGGGACAAAAAUAGAGGCACUUCCAAGAGGGAUUUCCAAGUUGCUAAACUUACGCCAUUUAAUUAUGGGUCCAUGCUAUGAUAGUUCUAAGACUUAUUGGAAGUAUGACCCAGCUUACGUUCCUUGGCAUUACAAAUGUGAAAGAAAGAGACGAGGAGGACCUAUGUGCCUUAAUUCAAUAUUAUUUAAUUAG
Prunus armeniaca (apricot) is the source of this 2076-nucleotide messenger RNA. The record is from the annotation of a GenBank genome assembly. Lineage: Eukaryota; Viridiplantae; Streptophyta; Magnoliopsida; Rosales; Rosaceae.